Messenger RNA from Cornus florida, 1712 nucleotides. RefSeq names its product ultraviolet-B receptor UVR8. The transcript is spliced from 8 exons. Lineage: Eukaryota; Viridiplantae; Streptophyta; Magnoliopsida; Cornales; Cornaceae. The coding region runs from base 31 to 1230 and encodes 399 amino acids. The record is from RefSeq and is a predicted model, not a curated record.
AGAUGGAAUAAAUAACAGAGAAAUCUGAAAAUGAAAUUGAUGGAAGAAGAAGAGAAGAAAAUAACCGAAGAAGAAGAAGAACAAGUAUGGUGGAGUUGGGGAGCAGGAACGGAGGGACAGUUAGGGACAGGAAGGUUUCAGGACGAACAUCUCCCUCAACUCCUUCCUUCUCUCUCCUCUUCCGGACCCAUCUCUCUCCUCUCUUGCGGCGGCGCUCACGUUAUCGCCCUCACCACCAGUGGGAAGGUGCUGACAUGGGGAAGAGGCACGUCUGGUCAACUGGGUCAUGGGGAUUUGGUUAACAGCUUACAACCAAAGCCUUUGGAGGUUUUCAAAAGCACUGUUGUCACUCAUGUUUCUGCUGGGUGGAACCACUCUGGGUUUGUUUCAGAUACCGGAUGCCUUUUUACAUGUGGAGAUGGAUCAUUUGGUCAACUUGGGCAUUGUGAUUACAAGUCCCAUUCUUUUCCGGUAAAGGUCUCAUACUUUGCUUCAAAGCAUGUUGAGCAGAUAGCAUGCGGUAUGCGCCAUUCACUAGUCCUGUUGAAAGGUCAUUCAAGAGAUCAAGUAUACGGAUUUGGGUCUGGUAAGCGCGGUCAACUGGGUAUUUGCAAGGAUAAAAUUGGAUCAAUAAAUGUUCCUCAAGUUACUCUUGGGUUGGGACAUGUCAAAAUCACUAGCAUUUGUGCAAAUGGAGAUCACAGCGCAGCUUUAUCUGCUGAUGGAAAUCUAUACAUUUGGGGAAGAGGGUUUAGCGGCACUUCAAAUGAUUACUAUCCCCAGUGUUUAACUUCAUCCUUGUCUUUCACCCAGGCUGCUCUUGGAUGGAAUCAUGCUUUAGGAUUAACAGGUGAUGGGGAAGUGCAUAUGCUUGGUGGCGACCGCCAUGGAGAGCUCAGCAAGUCUCAGAAAAUGACCCCAGUGAAGCAUUUGUCAGAAGGUUCAAAGGAAGCCAUUAUGGAGAAAAUUCCCGGUAUUGAUAUGAUUAAAGUUCUAGAGAUUGCAGCAGGAGCUGAGCACUCGGCUCUAAUAACAGAGAAUGGAUUAACAAUGACAUGGGGUUGGGGUGAACAUGGUCAGCUUGGCUUGGGAAAUACAAGUGAUCAAAGUAACCCUCAAAUGGUCAGACUCGGCCACAUAUGUACAAACAGACACACCACGUUCAAAGUUUACUGUGGAAGUGGGUUCACAUUUGCUGUAAGGAAAGAUCGUCUCCCUUCCCGGACUUGACUUAUCUGCAUUAGGAAUGACAACCUUAUUUGAUGUCUCUUUAGAAUCCCAAAUAGCCAUGAAAGGAACUAAGGAAUAGAAUUCUUUCACAUACGAUUCGAUUCAUCUACUCCUUUUGUUUUUCGUGUAAAAAUAUCUUGAAAGGACGGAUUCUCACUUUUUAAUGGGAAAAUAUGAUUGAGGGCCACAGUUCUGUGAAACUUGGAUGGCAUGCAUCUCCUACGGAAUGAAGUCGUUGGAGCUGGGUUUUUUUUCCAGGCAACCAGUCUUAAAAGAUGAAGAAAUUGCAUAUUUUGUGACUGAAGUGGAUGACCUGUUCGUCUUGUUGCAGCAAUUGUAGACCGAAGAACUGUUCAAUACUCUUAAAAUGUAUUAUUACUUUUACUGUAAUGACUCCAGCUUUUGUGGACUUAAUGAAAGUGAAUGGUAAUAUACUUAUCAAGGCCUGACUCCUAUUAGAUGCUACUGUUGUACCAUCAAGA